GAUCGCGAGUUCGACGAUCUUCGUAUCAUUCGAUAUUCAGUGUUGUUGAUCCGUUUGGACGGCCGACAGUCGUAAAUUUCGCGAGAGAUGGAGAGAAAAUGCCGUCGCUUGAACGUCGUGUAAAUUUGAUCGUCGUCCAUCGUUUCAGCAAAGUAACUCACCGUUUGCGUUGAUUGUAAUAUGGCUACCGCACAGUUGAACAGAGCCAGGACUGUAAAGAAGCUUGAAAAACCACGGCCGCUUAAGCUUAGCCAACGCAACUCGACCGUCGAUGGGCGGAUCACGACUGAGGAUAUAGUAUCCUUAAUCGACAAUGUUGCGAUGCAACUUACCAAUGGCUUCCAUGAUCGAACGCUGCGAAUGAAUGUGAUCUCUAUGUGCAGUCAUCUGAAGCUUUAUGCCAAUCAAUUAGAAGCUAUUUACAAAGAUCAGCUAGACCGAGCUUUUGUGGCGAUAAGAAAUGGAAGCCAGGACGAUAGAUUAGAUCUGACGACCAGGGUUCAUCUGCUGGAACUCAUCGAACUGCGAGCAAAACAAUGGCGCCACACCGAUUCGAUGGACGUGUAUUACAUGCAAAAGUUGUCACAUCUAGACAAUCAGACCGAGGUAAUCCCUGAUACACCUACGAAUUCUCUGUCGUCUCCAUUAUUGGCGAUGACUUCAUCCACUUCAACGCCGAUUUUGGGACCCGGUGAAGUGAUCAAAAAUAGCGGAAAAUUCACAAAACCUACGCGCAUACCGGGAAAAAAUUAUUGCAAAGAUGAAGUUGUCAUUCGCAACAGCGACUCGGGAAAAGUGAUGGGAAUAAAAGGGCGUCGGGUUCACAUGAUAGAAGAGCUCAGCCAGACGAUCAUCUCCUUCCAGCGAGUAAACCCUGGGGCUAAAGAACGACUUGUCCAAAUCACGGGAACGUCCGAGGACAAGAUUCAUUACGCAAAGGAUUUAAUAAAAGAUACGAUACAACGAAAUGCAUCUCCAGUGAGAUUGGAACAGAGCUCUAGUGGCGAGAAGGGGGCCAUGGGUGGUUCCAACUCCUCGCUCAACAGUAGCGCAUCGGACGAGAGCAAUCGACUGCAACACAACACUCGUCUACGUUCGUCUCUGUUGCAUAGUUUUUCCACCAACGAUGCCAGUAUAGGCGAAUACAAAUACACUGUCACCGUUGGUAAUCAAUCCCUUAAAAUUACUGGCUGCAAUCUCGAUCUCGUCAGGACGGCGAAACUGGUAUUAGAUGAACACUUUUUGGGCGACUCCGAAAACUUUACCAGCGGGAUAGAAUACUUCAAUUAUGAAGAUGAACCCAACUUCUCUGUAACUACCAUCUCCUCCAGUAUUCCCCGUUGUACACCGUUGUUGCCGUUGGACGACGUAAACGUUUCUUCUUCUUUAAAUCGAGAGUUAAGCUUGGACAGUGCCGCAACUUCUUCAGAAAGUGAAGAAACUUACAAAUCUCGUCCAAUCUAUGAAGAACGAUACUCCAAGACUCAACAAGUUCCAGAAGCAAGAGAACUUACGUACGAGUUUCUGUUACUGUGCGCGACGGGCCCAUAUGCGAAGCGACCUCCCGCCGAUUGGGCGCGCAUACAGAAGGAAUGUCCUAAUAUAGUUCGUAAGGCACCGAUUCGCUGGUUCGAACCGGAGGCAUACAAAGCCAAGUUAGCAGCUGCUGGUUCUGUUGCAAUAUUGCCGAUUAACGAAGCGGAAACCGAUCCCGAGUAGAAUUGUCAAAUUAUUUUUUUUCCCAUACUCUUUUCCAUCUUGGUAACAAAUUUUCAAAAAAUAACUUGAUUGUGUCAGUCGUAACAAGAUUACGACGCCGUUUUAUUCUUAUGCGUCGAUUUGUUUUUAUAAAAACAGAAGCUAUUUCUUCAUAAAUAUAUAUAUACAUAUAUAUAUAUAUAUAUAUAUAUAUAUAUAUAUAUAUAUAUAUAACAAUUUUGUUAUUAAUCCUUCUAAUGAUGUCAAAAAAUAUUUUUGCAAGCAUUUAGAUGUAAAUUGUGAUAUCUAAAUGCAAACAAUUGAAUAUACGCUUUAUACGAUUGAUACACUAGUCAUUAUAGAGUGAAAAAUAUUCUAUUUAUUGAAUGAAAAAUUAUUUAUGAGAUUACUUUGCUUUGCCUUUUUGUUGUGGAUAUAUACAUCGUACAUUAUUCGAACGAUAUCGAUUCCAAUAGUGUAAUGUAAAUCAUAUGUGUGUGAGCAAAGUUUACCUAAAUUUCAAAACUCAAAAGUAAAAUAUGAUGUAAAAAACGGGACUAAUAUUUGUAGAAGCUACAAGUUGAAAGACAGCUAUUAAUUUUCGUACGCGUAGAUACGAUAAAAUUUUAGUAUUGUUAGACUGAAGAAUUAGAAUUGUACAUUCAAUGGAGAAUAUCCUUCAUAAAUAAGAUUACAAUGAUUUACAAUGA
Molecule: messenger RNA, 2408 nt
Organism: Cataglyphis hispanica
Lineage: Eukaryota; Metazoa; Arthropoda; Insecta; Hymenoptera; Formicidae
Gene: mxt
Product: eukaryotic translation initiation factor 4E-binding protein Mextli
Exons: 12
Coding region: 181-1719 (512 amino acids)
Biological process (GO): positive regulation of translation; regulation of formation of translation initiation ternary complex
Cellular component (GO): RNA cap binding complex; cytoplasm
Molecular function (GO): translation initiation factor activity; RNA binding; eukaryotic initiation factor 4E binding
Source: RefSeq, a predicted model, not a curated record